This is a messenger RNA of Lycium barbarum (goji berry), 1110 nucleotides long. RefSeq lists its product as uncharacterized. The transcript has a single exon. The record is from RefSeq and is a predicted model, not a curated record. NCBI's taxonomy places the organism in Eukaryota, Viridiplantae, Streptophyta, Magnoliopsida, Solanales, Solanaceae. Bases 157 to 828 code for a protein of 223 amino acids.
UCAUAUUUCUUUUGUCUCCAACCAUGGUUAAGUUAUUGUCUCAACCUUUAAAAACACCUUUAUAAUAAGCUCUAUAGAUAGAAGAAGCAUAGUAGAACAAACAAGAAGAAAGAACAAGUUAUCAAGAACAGAGAAAUUCAAAGCAUACCUUUCAAAAUGGCGUUCUACAUGGACGAAGAACAAUUCUGGAAAUGUCCAAAACACCCCUCAAAGCGACGAAGAAACGGAGUUUGCCAUGUUUGUCUCAAGGACCGUCUCGUCAUACUCUGCCCUGACUGCGCUAACGUACGCCCCUGUGCUUGCUCCGCCUCUGCCACGUCAUCAUCUUCCUCCGCUUCGUCAUCCUCCGGUCGCAGCGCCGCCGUUAGCGGCGGCGCUAGCGACGGAGUUGGACGAGUUUCUAAUCUCAUAGAUAGUGAACCGGCGUUCCGGCGGUCGAGAUCCGUCGGAAUUCCGUUCCUCCGAUCACGAACUAAAAACUCCGGCGAUAUAAAAAAUCAGCCGGUUACUAAAACGGCGUCGUUUUGGUCGGUUUUUAAGUUGAGCAAUAAGAGUAAGAGAAGCGGAGGAUCAGAGAGCGAUGAAUUAGCAGAAGAGAAAGGGAAUAUUCAUGGUGAUAAUAGUAAUGAUUUUCCUGAUGGUAGAAUUGAGGAUUUUGCGAAGAUGAUGAUGAGAUCAAGAUCAUUGAGUGUAGCGAUAACGUCCGGUAAUUGCAACAAGUCGCCUGCGAAGUCGAAAGGAUGGCAUUUUCCAAGUCCAAUGAAAGUUUUCCGGCAAUCCAAGGCUUCGAAAUUGGUUCAUGAACGGUCGCCUUUGUAUAGCGGUUAAGUUUUUUUUUUGUUUUUUCCUUUUUAAUGUUUAGAAAAUAACGGUAUUGUAUGAAGGCAGUCAUGGAAGUAAAUAACAAGAUUAGUUUCAUUUCUAUUAGUAUCAAUCAAUAAUUGCACUACUGUUUUAGAAAAAGUGGAAGUUGCAAUGUACUUUAAAGUCGAGUAAAUCUCCAUUGUAUAUGUUGAAUCCGUAUUUUACUGUAUGGUUUUUGGUACGUUGGAUUGUAUUACGAUAACCAAAUUACUGCAUGAACUAAAAGAGAGGUACCAUCUACCUUCA